UGAAGACGCAGCUCGGUCACUCAGGUUUCAGUGGAAUAUACAGCAACUCUCUAUUUCCAUAAGACGGUCAGACGGCAGAGUGGACGCAAAGAUGUAGGCUACGGCUCUCAUUCUGAAGUAAAGUAGUUUUUUAAAUGAACUAAUGUAAUGUUACUCAAACUGAAACUGCGUGGGCUAGUAUUUUUUCGUGUUCUGGAGCCGGGAAAAUGUCGACAUAUUUUGGCUUAAUCUCAGUUUUGUGCGCAAUAAAUGUAGGGAUAUCAUUCAGUGAAAUAUAUACAUCAAUGAUGAAUGCAAAGCUAGCUUUAUUAGCGAAAAAAGAACUCACCGAGGCCUUAAACUUACAUUGAGCGUGAGACCCAAAGAGUUGAUGUCAUUAAAAGGAUCUACAGGGAGCAGCCCAGGGUUGAUGAGGGUACAGGAUGUUCAUGCUCUACAUGUAAAGGGACAAGUGAGAGGUCAGUUUCAGAGGAUCACAGAUGGCAAAUCCGUCAACAUUUACAAACCCUUGGUGUCCAUGUCUUUCUCAGGAGACUGCUUUCUGAUUGGCAAGUCCAUCUCUGAGGAUAUUCUGCCCUUCAUUUCCUCCUUAAUCAACAGCUCCCUGUCUACUGGUGUAGUUCCCUCUGCCCUAAAGGGGGCACGGGUCAAGCCACUGCUUAAGAAGCCCACUCUAAACCCAGCUGGUGUCAGAAGCUACCGUCCAGUAUCUCUUCUACCAUUUCUCUCUAAAACCCUGGAAUGUGCAGUCUAUAACCAACUCUCUCCUUAUCUUCUCCGGAACAACCACCUGGACCCAAAUCAGUCGGGAUUCAAAGCCAGCCGCUCCACUGAGAUAACCCUCCUCGCAGUCAUAGAAGAGCUUCACUUGGCCAAAGCGAAGUCGCUCAGCUCUGUCCUCAUACUGCUAGACCUCUCCACAGCAUUCAACACUGUGAACCACCAGAUUCUCCUCUCAGCCCUGUUGGGAUGGGCUUUGCAGGAUCCGCACUCGCAUGGCUCGAAUCCUACCAGUCUAAACGUUCCUACCAGGUCCUUGGAGGGAAUCGGUCUCCUCCCCCCGCCCUUUCCAGAUGGGGGUCCCACAAGGUUCUGUACUUUGCCUCCCAAGUCCAACCACGUGUUGCAGCCUGUUUAGCUGACAUCACCUCCUGGAUGUCAGCUAACUAUCUCAAGCUCAACCUGGAGAAGACUGAGCUUCUCUUUCUCCCUUCUAAGAGCUCCUCAUCGAUCGACGCUCUGAUCACCAUUGAAGGUUCUGUGAUGUCCGGUUACCCGGUCCUGUAGUUUCCCCCUCUACAACAUCAGGAGGAUCCGCCCCGUCCUCACGCAACAAGUAACCCAGCUCUUGGUCCAAGCACUUGUCAUCUCCUGACUCAACUACUGUCACAUCGGGUAUUCAACCUCCCAAAACACUCUCAUGUCACUUCACUACUUACUACACUCCACUGGCUUCCGGUAGCAGCCCGCAUCCAGCUCAAGAUACUGGUGCUGGCUUACCAGGCCACAAGAGGCUCUGCCCCAUCCUACCUUCAGUCUCUGAUAACUCCUUCAGUCUCUGAUAACACCCCAGCCAGAGCUCUCUGCUUGACCACCUCUGGUCAGUUGAUGGUCCCUUCACUUUGGGAACCUGGCAGCCGUUCCUCUUGGCCACAUCUCUUCUCUGCCCUUUUUCCGCGGUGGUGGAAUGACCUUCCUCAGUCAGU
Messenger RNA from Chanos chanos (milkfish), 1706 nucleotides. RefSeq lists its product as uncharacterized. The transcript is spliced from 4 exons. Lineage: Eukaryota; Metazoa; Chordata; Actinopteri; Gonorynchiformes; Chanidae. The coding region runs from base 371 to 1138 and encodes 255 amino acids. The record is from RefSeq and is a predicted model, not a curated record.